This is a messenger RNA of Pseudo-nitzschia multistriata, 1269 nucleotides long. Lineage: Eukaryota; Bacillariophyta; Bacillariophyceae; Bacillariales; Bacillariaceae. The record is from the annotation of a GenBank genome assembly.
AGUCAUGCGAAAGAUGUCACAAAAUACAAUUUCAAAAAUACAAAUCAGAACAAUUAAUAGGAAUUCACACCACAUCAAAAACAUCAGUUUCAUUCAUCAUGGGUAAUAAGUUUGGUCCACCAGUCGUCAUGGGUGAUGAGUCAAUCAUGUCGAAGAAGGCGCAUGGUACUUCUGCUGUGUAAGUAAUCACGAUUCGCAAUAAGAAAUAAAAAAUAUCUUGUCCCGUCGAUCCGAGGCAGGUGCACCUGUUGUGGCAUCCUUUUCUAACGAUCUUUUGCUUAAAAAUUUCUUUCGAUUUCUGUUGAUGUCGUUGUUCUCAUCGAAUAAUAGUCCUGUGCAAUCCGAUCUCCGCUGGGGUUGCGACCAGAAGACAGCAGUAAGUGAAAAAAGACAGAACCAAAUUGUUUUUUUCAGUAGUCGAAUUCUAUGGUUUAUCUCACCUUCAAUAUUCCUUUUCAUUUUAUCAAUCAAACCUUGACCGUUUUCGUGCAUAAAGAGCAAUAUUUGCAAUUAUAAUCGACACUAUGCUGAACACAGCGGAUACUACGAAGGGAAGCCUAAAUUUCUUGCUGAUGCUAAGGCUAAUUCAAACCUCGAAUUUUUUGACUCGAACACAGGAAAGCUUCUAUUCACGGCACCAAUUGGUCGCACCAUGGAUGACUUUCUUAUCGAAAGCAGGGCUCAUGGUUGGCCUUCCUUUAGGGAUGCAGAAACGAACUGGGAAAAUGUUCGUGUGUUGCCUGAUGGCGAAACCGUUUCAGUAGGUAAGUUAUGGAUUUUUUCAGCUUUCUAUGAGUUUUCACUUUGUCCCACGAGAAAAUCGUGCCAUUGAAUGAUAUUUGGUAUGCCGAUGUUGCUAUCAUGAGCUGAAAGUCCUGUCUGACUCUAUUAUCUUUCCUGCUUCAUGUUCGAUAAUAUUUUUCCGUUUGUAUUUAUAUUAUUUUUGCCUGUUAAAAUGCUCACGAUUAAAGAUGGAACACAUUUGGGGCAUAAUCUUCCCGACAGAAAAGGCAAUCGUUAUUGCAUUAGUAAGUGGAUACUAUAUCUCUUGUUCGUUCGAAGUCUUUCUGUCUUUGUGGAUAAAGAGUUCAGAGAGGUACUGGAAAUUAAUGAGUCUACAGAACUAUUGUUUGUGCUAACAAAGUUCUCUUUCCGAUGUUUCUUCUUUAUUUUACAGACUUGGUAUCGGUUGCUGGUCACAAAACCUAGGCCUCUCUAUGGGAAAAAAAGUGACAUCUUCCACAAUAUGUCCCUAAUAUUUGCUUCGUU